Molecule: messenger RNA, 1031 nt
Organism: Pelmatolapia mariae (spotted tilapia)
Lineage: Eukaryota; Metazoa; Chordata; Actinopteri; Cichliformes; Cichlidae
Product: OX-2 membrane glycoprotein-like
Exons: 7
Coding region: 2-901 (299 amino acids)
Biological process (GO): heterotypic cell-cell adhesion; negative regulation of neuroinflammatory response
Cellular component (GO): cell surface; neuronal cell body; axon
Molecular function (GO): cell-cell adhesion mediator activity
Source: RefSeq, a predicted model, not a curated record
GAUGUGUGCACAGCUUGGACCACUGCCCUCCACCCGUGGCAGUAAAAUCAUCAAUGCCUUCAGAUUCAGCCCCAACAACAUACACAGUGCUCUAACAGCAGUGAUCCAAACACAGCAGACUGUGCUGGCAGCAGUGGGAGAAGAUGCUGAACUCAGCUGUCAGCUCUUGGAGACUAAAGACGUCCUUCAGGUCACAUGGCAGAAAAUCUCUCCUGAUGUUCAGGAAAAUGUUGCCACCUACAGCAAGUACUUUGGUGAGAAAGUGAAUGACAGGUUUACAGAUAAAGUUGAGUUUAAAUACACUGGACUACAAAACUGCUCCAUAGUCAUCAGGAAUGUGACGGAGCAGGAUGAAGGAUGCUAUCACUGUCUGUUUAACACUUAUCCUGAAGGCUCCUUCAUUGGUAGAACCUGCCUCCAAAUCUAUGAGCUGCAUGAACCCUUUGUUGAUGUCAGAGAGUCAAACUCUACUGAAGAGUGGGUUGUUUCCUGUUCAGCCACUGGUCGACCUGCUCCCACUGUAACACUCAGUGUCUCACAACAACACCUCAACUUCUCACAGUACAACACUGUCAAUGUGUCCAACACCAACGCUACAUUCACUGUCACCACUACAGCUGUGCUCUCAGGUUCACGUAACCACAGCACACAGGUGGGAUGUGCAGCACGAGUGCUCUCUGCUCCUCAGAGAGAGGUGAUGGUGACGAUUCCUCAUGAUAACGAGCUAGAUGAGAAAUCGGGAUCUGAUCCCAGGAAUUUAGGAAUCAGAAUUGCAGCCAUUCUGUUGUCUGUGAUGUUGUUGGUGGCCUGUGUUGCUGCAGUCAUCUUUGUCUGGUAUAGAAAGAAAUCUCAGAGCAGUCAGUCACACAGGCAGGUUGAGAUGAAUGUUAUACCUACCUGAAUCUACGAUGAGAAAUACAGGGGACUCCAACACCUUCAGGUAAACAACGUGACAAGUGGGUACCUGCUGACACCACAUGAUGAUCUGCGUCCCUCAUUUUCAACAGCAACAAAACUACAUAAUGAAAAAA